AUGCCCAGAGUACGCACUUGGGGUCACACGCAGGGACUCCUGGCCCUACUCAGGAAGCUCAAGUCGACGCCAGACCGCGAGCUGCGGAUCCUGCUGCUGGGUCUCGACAACGCCGGCAAGACGACCAUCCUCAAAAAGUUGGCGUCGGAAGACAUCGCCCACAUCACACCGACACAGGGUUUUAACAUCAAAAGCGUGCAAGCUGAAGGCUUUAAACUGAACGUCUGGGAUAUCGGCGGCCAGCGCAAGAUUCGACCUUACUGGCAGAAUUACUUCGAAAACACCGAUGUGCUGCUGUACGUGAUUGACAGCUCGGAUAGGGCGCGCUUCGAGGAGACAGGCGUGGAGCUGGCCGAACUUCUCUCAGAGGACAAGUUGCUGGGAGUGCCGUUGCUUGUUCUGGCCAACAAGCAGGAUUUGGUGCAUAGCGCGCCUGCGGCUGAGCUGGCCGAUGGCCUCAACCUGCCCGCCGUCCGUGACCGGCCCUGGCAGAUACAGGCCUGCAGUGCGCUUUCCGGCGAGGGUCUUAAGGAUGGACUUGAAUGGGUGUGCAAGACCAUUAAAAGGAAGUAAAGCAAUGCUGAACGCUGCACAAUUACACUCCUUGCAAUAGGGUAUCCCAGCACUGCGAAGCAGAAUGGUUUACAGAGCACUUUCUGUUCGAUGGCAUUGACAUAACUUUAUUCAGCACAAAAUGCAGUCAGCAAGUAAAAGAUGCAGGUUUCCCGCAAAGCAUCUCACAACAGUGUUUACCAGCAGAUCUAUUAUCACUACUCCUCCCAAGGACAAGCAAGCUCAGUGAAAACAUGACCGACUGGUUUUCUUAGUCCCAAAAUGAGAGUGCUUCUGAGGGAUUUGAACAGGAGUGGGCAGUGCCUGCCAGAAAUCUCCACUGUCAUUUCUCUGUUCCUUGAUUGCCAAAAUUUCCCAAGUAAACCUAUCAGUCACUAUUAUAAUCUUCUUAAUGAACCUAAACUGUACCUAAAAGAGCCUCAUUCUGGUGUUGUGCCACAAUAUGCAGCAAAGUGCACUGAAGGAGUGAUAUUAUGGCAUGA
Messenger RNA from Rhipicephalus microplus (southern cattle tick), 1055 nucleotides. RefSeq names its product ADP-ribosylation factor-like protein 3. The record is from RefSeq and is a predicted model, not a curated record. Lineage: Eukaryota; Metazoa; Arthropoda; Arachnida; Ixodida; Ixodidae. Gene Ontology annotation, molecular function: GTPase activity; GTP binding.